Molecule: messenger RNA, 515 nt
Organism: Meloidogyne enterolobii
Lineage: Eukaryota; Metazoa; Nematoda; Chromadorea; Rhabditida; Meloidogynidae
Source: the annotation of a GenBank genome assembly
AUGCACUACAUGCUCGUCCAACGCAAUCACCAAACCAGCCUGUCGAACAUCAUGCACUACCUGGUCGUCCACCACAAUCACCAGUUGAGGAAUAUGGUUGUUCACUGUGCCACACUGGACCAGCACACAAGCCAAGCCGAUGUCCGAUGUUCAACUCCCGCAACAGACGAAAAGCUCGUCUGCUUGAACAAGGACGGUGCCUCAACUGUUUGUACGAUGGUCACAUGCUCAAUCGAUGUCGUGCUGCUAAUAAAUGCCGGAGAUGUGGAGGCAGACACCACUUCAUGCUGUGUGUACAACGUCAAUCUCAGAAGCGUGUGUACUACCCAAGUCACUACGAUGGACCGUCUGAAGCCAAUUGGAGACAACCUCAACCUAAAGAGCGUGUGUUCAACCAGACUGGUCUUCACAAACGAAUGUUCGAGGAAUAUUGCAGAGUUCCUACACCAGUGCAAUCUGAAGUGACUUACUCGGGAUUGGUCAUCACCAGCUCUCUCAACAACGACUCUAAAGCG